AGGAGACCUCCAAGUCACCCUAGCUCCGUGGAGUGUGCCCUCCAGGCCUCUCUCAGGCUCACGAUGGCAUCUGCAGCUAUUCCGGGGAUGCCCGCCAUAUUCCGUGAUGUAUUCAUGUAUCAAGGAUUCUUUCCUUCACAGACUCACCAUUGACUGACCACUGUGUAGCAGACACAAUUCUAGGUGCUUGGGAGAUAGUGGUGAACCAGAGACCAGAAACCCCUGCUUUGAUGGUACUUACAUUGUCAUGGGCCAGAUAAAAUACAAGGAUGGAGACAUGUAUUUGGGCAUUAUCAGUUUCUUAAAAAAAACUGUUAGAAGAAAACUUGAAAUGAGCGACAAAAAUCGAUGAAAAUAAACUAAUAGCAAGAAUAAUAAAAGGAACUGACAUAAAAGUAAAAGUCCAACUUUCCCAAGUGAAAUGAAAUCUGGGAAAUAGCCUGCACUUGAAGGCUUUCUAACUUCCUGGAGAGAAGAGGAAAUGACCGAGUCCCAGGGAACAGUGACAUUCAAAGAUGUGGCUAUUGACUUCUCCCAGGAAGAAUGGAAGCAACUGGAUCCCAGUCAGAGGAAUCUGUACCGGAAUGUGAUGCUGGAAAACUAUAACAACUUACUCACAGUGGGCUGUCCAUUCAUCAAACCUGAUGUGAUUUUCAAGUUGGAGCAAGAAGAAGAGCCAUGGGUGGUGGAGGAGGAAACACUAAGUAGACACUGUCCAGGAGAAAUAUGGGGAAUUGACGAGCAUCAGAAAAACCAGGACAGACUUCUGAGACAAGUUUUGAAGAAAACACUGGCUGAAGAAAAAGCUGAUGAAUGUCAUAAGAAAUUGGCAGAUGUAUUUCCUUUGAACUCAGGUUUUAUUUCUUCCAGACACAAACUCUACAAAUAUGACUUAUUUGGAAAGUGUUUAGAACAUAAUUUCUAUUGUCAUGAUAAUGUGAAAUGCCUUUUAAGAAAGGAACAUUGUGAAUAUAAUGAAGCUGUGAAAACAUAUGGUUAUAAUUCAUCGCAUCUUGUAGUAUCCCCCUUUAAGUGUAAUCAUUGUGGAAAAGGUUUUGAUCAAACAUUGGAACUCAUCAGACACCUAAGAAUUCAUAACAGAGAGACUCUUUAUGAAUGUAAGAAAUGUAGGAAAACCUUCAGCCACAAGGAAAAACUCAUUGCGCAUCAUAAAAUCCACAAUGGGGAGCUUUCUUUUGAAUGUAAUGAAUGCGGAAAAGUUUUCAUUAAAAUGUCAAAUCUCAUUAGACAUCGAAGAAUUCAUACUGGAGAGAAACCCUACACAUGUAAGGAAUGUGGAAAAUCCUUCGGCCAGAAGUCAAACCUCAUUGAUCAUGAAAAAAUUCAUACUGGAGAGAAGCCUUAUGAAUGUCAUGAGUGUGGUAAAGCCUUCAGCCAGAAGCAAAGCCUCAUUGCACAUGAGAAAGUUCAUACUGGGGAGAAACCGUAUGCAUGCAGUGAAUGUGGUAAAGCCUUCCCUCGAAUUGCAGCCCUUGCUCUUCAUAUGAGAAGUCAUACAGGAGAAAAACCUUAUAAGUGUGAUAAAUGUUGGAAAUCCUUCUCUCAGUUUUCCAUGCUUAUUAUACAUGUAAGAAUUCAUACAGGCGAGAAACCUUAUGAAUGUAGUGAAUGUGGAAAAGCCUUCUCUCAAAGUUCUGCCCUUACAGUACACAUGAGAAGUCACACUGGUGAGAAACCCUAUGAAUGUAAGGAAUGUAAAAAAGCUUUCAGCCACAAGAAGAACUUCAUUACACACCAAAAAAUUCACACUAGAGAGAAACCUUAUGAAUGCAGCGAAUGUGGGAAAGCUUUCAUUCAGAUGUCAAACCUUGUUAGACACCAUAGGAUUCAUACUGGAGAAAAACCCUAUAUAUGUAAGGAAUGUAGCAAAGCAUUUAGCCAGAAAUCAAAUCUCAUUGCUCACGAAAAAAUUCAUUCUGGAGAGAAACCCUAUGAAUGUAACGAAUGCGGUAAAGCCUUCAGCCAAAAGCAAAACUUUAUUACACAUCAGAAAGUUCAUACUGGAGAGAAACCCUAUGACUGUAAUAAAUGUGGGAAAGCCUUCUCCCAAAUUGCAUCCCUUACACUUCAUUUGAGAAGUCAUACAGGGGAAAAGCCUUAUGAAUGUGACAAAUGUGGGAAAGCCUUCUCUCAGUGCUCAUUGCUUAAUUUACACAUGAGAAGUCAUACAGGGGAGAAGCCUUAUGUAUGUAAGGAAUGUGGAAAAGCCUUCUCUCAACGAACUUCCCUCAUUGUGCAUAUGAGAGGCCACACAGGUGAGAAACCCUAUGAAUGUAAUAAAUGCGGUAAAGCCUUCUCUCAAAGCUCUUCCCUUACUAUACAUAUACGGGGUCACACAGGUGAGAAACCCUUUGACUGCAGUAAAUGUGGAAAAGCCUUCUCUCAGAUUUCAUCCCUUACUCUUCAUAUGAGAAAACAUACAGGUGAGAAACCCUAUCAUUGUAUUGAGUGUGGCAAAGCUUUUAGUCAAAAGUCACACCUUGUGAGACACCAGAGAAUUCAUACUCAUUAGAAGCCCUAUGAGUACUGUAAAAAUGGGGACGCCUUCAGAAGGAUUUAACAUCUCAUUGCACAUUACACAGUAGGUUCUCAAGUAGAAAACUGAGUUUGGGAAAGUCUUGUGAAAAAGUCACAAAUUUAUGACACACUAGCUAAGUCUUGCCAAAAUGGCAGUGUUCAAUGAGAAAGCUGAUCAAAAUCCUUCAGCAGACAUAAGAAACAAUUAGCACUCUCAUUAAAGUUGGAAACCAGAUACCUAGCCAAUGUAUUAGGCAAGAAAAAGACGGGGGGGGAAAAGUACAAAAUGACCUUUUAUUAGAGAAAUAGUUAAAUAGAAAUGUGUUGCUAAAAAUAAUAAUAAACAGAAUUAUGAGAUUUCAAUAUA
Molecule: messenger RNA, 2905 nt
Organism: Ochotona princeps (American pika)
Lineage: Eukaryota; Metazoa; Chordata; Mammalia; Lagomorpha; Ochotonidae
Gene: ZNF569
Product: zinc finger protein 569
Exons: 7
Coding region: 482-2533 (683 amino acids)
Biological process (GO): regulation of DNA-templated transcription
Source: RefSeq, a predicted model, not a curated record